This is a messenger RNA of Cyanidioschyzon merolae strain 10D, 1416 nucleotides long. RefSeq names its product mitochondrial ribosomal protein L4 precursor. The coding region runs from base 1 to 1416 and encodes 471 amino acids. Gene Ontology annotation, cellular component: ribosome. Lineage: Eukaryota; Rhodophyta; Bangiophyceae; Cyanidiales; Cyanidiaceae. Gene Ontology annotation, biological process: translation. Gene Ontology annotation, molecular function: structural constituent of ribosome. The transcript has a single exon. The record is from RefSeq and is a predicted model, not a curated record.
AUGGUGCUACGAUUCAAAGGAUUGCACCGCGGAGCAGCCCGGGUACCCGUGUUUCGAUUUGCGCAGCUGGCGACUGGCUGCCGCUCUCCGCGGCCACCGCAGUGCCUGUCCAGCGCUGCUGGACUUGCUGGGCUGCACCAGCGCUGCUUUCAUACGACCGUCCUGUCGAGACAGCGCGGCACUCCGUUGCACCACGUGAGGCAGACUUUUCGCAACACCCCUGGGAUGAUGCAUCCGCGGUGCCGCGCUCCGAGCGACAAUACAUACAGGCAGCGAGCCGCUUUCGCCACGCUAUUCGAAACUCCGAAAAGACUUGUGCACGGGGAUGUCAGCGCUACCCCAACACCCACGAUAGCACCAGGGUCGAUUCGUCUAGCGAGCGAUCUCGAAAGGGAUUCGAAGGUUCUUGUCUAUAGAUCACUGCAUCGUUUCGAGCCGUCCUGUUUUGCUUCGGUAUCCAGGGCGCUCUUGGAUGCACCCUUUAGACCGGACGUUAUCCACCGGGUGGUGCUCUACCAACGGGCCGCACAACGUCGAGGGACAGCGCAUACCAAGACAAGAGCAGAAGUGUCCGGGUCUGGUCGAAAACCUUGGGCACAGAAAGGCACCGGAAGGGCCCGCGCGGGAAGUCUCCGUGCACCUCAGUUUCGGGGCGGAGGUGUUGCGCACGGCCCACGCGCUGAUCGCAUAUGGGCUCAGAGACUACCCAAGAAGGUUCGCUGGCUCGGUUUGGCCUCUGCGCUUACACGACGUUUUCAAGAGGGACGUCUCUGGGUCCUGGAACGUUGGUGCAACGGGUCACCGCAAGAACAUGCACCCACAAACAUAUGUCUGGAUGUUUCGGAUUCAUCCGAUACGCGUUCGAACGCGUCCACGGCUGCCGCUGACUCGACGGAGGAUGCGCUAGCGGGGACUUCAACAACGAGACAUCUGCAGCCUUCGGUAGCUUUGGUACAUGCCGACCAGCUGGAACUCUUUCUGCGUGAGAGAGGAUGGCGCUCACUGCUCAUCAUUGGUGCUAGUCUCCGAGAUCGCUCUUCCGUCGAUGACGCAGACAACGCUCAAAGCGUCAAUAUCACAAAUAGAUCAAUCAGCUUUGCGGAUCUAGACCCUGGUACUGCUGAGGGUCUCUGGGACCUCUGCGGGCGACUGGGUCGCGAUAGCCUCUCAGAAUGGCACCAACUUGAACGAGCAGCGAGAAACCUGGAUGCGAAUGUUCUGUUGCGCACGUCACUAUCCGUGGGCGUGUACGACCUUGUGCGUUACCCGCACAUCCUCAUCACCGUGAAUGCCUUGCGCGAACUGGAGUUGCGAAUACGGGGUCAGUCUCGAGUGCUUGUCCAGGCAAUGCGACUGGGCUCCCUGCGGUACGCGCUUCAACCGAGUUUGCGACAGGGAUCGGUUGGAAAACCUUAG